This is a messenger RNA of Amblyraja radiata (thorny skate), 1866 nucleotides long. RefSeq names its product malonyl CoA:ACP acyltransferase (mitochondrial) (gene mcat). Bases 24 to 1166 code for a protein of 380 amino acids. Gene Ontology annotation, molecular function: transferase activity. Lineage: Eukaryota; Metazoa; Chordata; Chondrichthyes; Rajiformes; Rajidae. The transcript has 4 exons. The record is from RefSeq and is a predicted model, not a curated record.
GAAGUGGGGCCACAUUAGCGGGGAUGAGGCGAUGGCGGCCGCGGACGGCCGGGAGACUGUGGGCGGUUUCCCGCUCCUGCUCCUUCUCCCCGGGCGGCGGGAGCGCGGGGCCUGUGGGGCCUGUGGGGCCUGUGGGGCCUAGUGCCGGGGCCCAGCCUCCACCACCCCCACCCCGCGGGUUGUCCCGGCGGCCGGCGCUGCUGCUGUUCCCGGGCCAGGGCAGCCAGGCGGUGGGGAUGGGGAUGGCCGGCUCCACGCUCGCGCUGCCCCGGGUCAGGGACAUGUUCGCCGCCGCCCGGCAACUGCUCGGCUACGACCUGCUCGACGUGUGUGAGCGCGGGCCCCCCCAGAUGCUGCUCCACACCCGCCACUGCCAGCCCGCCGUCUUCAUCACCUCCCUGGCCGCCGUGGAGGCGCUCAAUGCCCGGCACCCCUGGGUAAUUGAGCAGUGUGUGGGAGCAGCAGGCUUCAGCGUGGGAGAGUUUGCUGCUCUGGUAUUUGCCGGUGCCAUGGACUUCACUGAAGCUCUGUACGUGGUGAAGGUGCGCGCAGAGGCCAUGCAAGAGGCAUCGGACUCCACCCCCAGCGGCAUGCUCUCCGUGGUGGGGCGUGCUGAGACCCGCUACAACUACGCCUGCCUGGAAGCCCGCGAACACUGCAAGUCCCUGGGAAUUGAAGAACCUGUGUGUGAGGUUGCCAACUACCUGUUUCCCAACGGACGUGUGAUCGCUGGACACCUGCAGGCUCUUGAGUUUUUGCAGCAAAACUCCCGGAGGUUUCACUUGGUGCGCGCCAAACUGCUGCCGGUCAGCGGCGCGUUCCACACCCGCCUCAUGGCGCCGGCGGCCCCCGCCCUCCGCCAGGCCCUGCAGGACAUCAGCGUGGAGAAGCCCCUCAUCCCCAUCUACUCCAAUGUGGACGGCAAGAAGUACAUGCACGGCCCACACAUCCGGCGGCUGCUGGUCAAACAGCUGGUGUCCCCGGUGAAGUGGGAGCAGACCAUGCACGCCAUGUACGAGCGCCAGCAAGGCACCGACUUCCCCGACACCUUUGAGGUGGGGCCAGGGAAGCAGCUGGGCACCAUGUUGAGGCAGUGCAACAUGAAGGCAUGGCGACAAUAUCGACACCUCGACAUGGAGCCGACCGAUCAGAGUGAAGAGGAGUGAAGUCUUUCCAACGUUCCCUUGCACAGGGACUGACCAAAGAUGCCUCGCGCUUUACACCAGGUCUACAACGGAGAGACUGAUGAGUUGUGGAAAUUCUCUCCGUGCUUUUAUGGACAUCCACACUUGCAGAACCUAACACAGACACAAAAAGCUGGAGUAACUCAGCGGGACAGGCAGCAUUUCUGGAGAGAAGGAAUGGGUGACGUUUCGGGUCCGGACCCUUCAUCAGACUGAGUCAGGGACGGGGAGACUGGAGGUAUGAGAAGGUACAGAACAAAGUAGAGCCUCGGAAAGGUGGAGCCCACAAUGGGCCAUUGUUGGCUGGGGACCUGGUGAUAACGAAAGGGUCUCCACCCGAAACGUCACCUAUUCCUUCUCUCCAGAGAUGCUGCCUGACCCGAGUUACUCUCAGCAUGUUGCGUCUAUCUUCAGUGUAAACCAGCAUCUGCAGUUCCUUCUUCCACACUCGGAGAAACUACACUGGUCAGUGAAUGAUUCUGAAAGUGAUAUACAGGUUUAGAAUUAAUUUGGAGUUAUGUUGUUAUCCUAUGUAUGAAGUGGAUUGGUAGAAUGUAACAUGCUGUUCAUCCAAAGAAAAAACAAAAAGCUCUCUCAUUUGGGGAACUUUGCCCUUUAUGGACAGGUGGCACAAUGUUAUAUUUUGUAAUUUAUAAAAGUAGUCAUGUUUUGAUGCUUCAAA